CUUUCCGAAAAACCGGAGCGUGCAGACUUUUCGCAGAGCUCUUCACGGGGAGCUUUUUGAAGGAGAGACCCCACUGAGCAUGCGCACUCAGGGCUUCCGGGGGCGGGGCCUCAGUGCAAGUGACAAACAAACACCAAAACAACUAUUUGUACUUAGCAUGGUAAACAUUAAAAUUAUUAGAUUUCCAAUUCUAGCAUUUUUUAAAAUUAAAAUCAAUUACAUAUUUUAUAUGACAGCUCAUUACUGCAACACUAAAAAUACUAAAUUUAAAAUGCAGUCUCAAAAUUAUAGCAUCUCAUAAUUAUGACUACGUCUCUUAAAAUUACGACUUAUAAUCUCAAAAUUAUGACUUAGUAUCUCAUAAUUAUGGUAUAAAAUCUAAUGGUUAUAAUAUGCUAUAAUUUUGAUCUAGUAUCCUACAAGUAGGACUGGGUCAUAAUUGAUGCUARGUAAUAAUGAGGUAUUAACAGGACAGAUAAUGUUUUUAUUUUCUCUUAACCAAGAUUGGCAGGCAGUAAGAAGUGGAAACAGUUUAAGCUUUAGUUUURCUGGGAGGUGGGAGUGGAUGGGAUGAAAAUAAGGUCUUUGCAGUGCUUGAAAGGCWAACCCGCUCGUGAGAGCACUGCGCAUGCUCUGUAGCCAUGGUGACCAAUCCUACAACAAGCCUUGAUGCUUGGGCGUCAUCAGCGUGUGAUGUGUGAGGGACCUUCUGCAAUUUCCGGGCCAAUUCCCCCCGAUCCUUCUCUGUUUCCUCAAUACUACAAACGACCAUCUUCAGCUCGUGGUCGUUUAGAGGGAAACCGUGAUGGGACUUUGGCCCUCGUCUUGGGUCCACUUGCUCCAGAUCCUGUGUUGUAUCCGGACUGCUACAGUGCUCACGAACCGCAUCGCCCCCGCAUCAGCGCUAAUGCCACUCAUAUUUUAGAACGGGGAYGGAAAGGGAUUGUGGGAGAGCUGCUGAAACUGGAUGGUGUCUCUGUGACUCCCGUUCCCAAACAGAAGCAAACAGUGCAAGAUUUCAGCAAAGAAAAUAUACGUCGCCUCAGGGAAAUUCAGAGAYGCUGUAAAGAGCAGGAAGCUCAAAGGGUCCAGAACCGUCCUGUUCCAGUUAAAGCUUUAUGGACUUCCUCAAAAUACCAAAACACCCCAUCCAGGGUUGUGGCCCAGCUAGAGGUUUCUAGUCCAACUGUUAGGCCACAGUGUCAAAAUUUUCUAAAGGCRCACUCUAAUGGUGGUUCUGCUGCACCUUCAAGACCUUCACCUGCAACUGCACAGCGUCCAGCGUCCUGCAGGUCUACACCAGACCAGGACUUGAUGGUGCAAGGUCAGAAAAUAGACUUCAUACGACAUAAUGCCAGGAGUGCAGGACAAACUGUUCUUCGCCGGUCCCGGUCACUGACAAACCUCAGAGACAAGCCGGUGCCCAGUGCAGUCAAGGGUCAAGUUCCUCAGUA
Molecule: messenger RNA, 1454 nt
Organism: Austrofundulus limnaeus
Lineage: Eukaryota; Metazoa; Chordata; Actinopteri; Cyprinodontiformes; Rivulidae
Gene: enkd1
Product: enkurin domain containing 1
Cellular component (GO): cytoplasmic microtubule
Source: RefSeq, a predicted model, not a curated record